CAAAAAGCAAAUAUCCUCAACACCCCGCGUCCUGCAGGACGUCCCAGCGCCCCGGGAAACACACCGAGUAAUUCCUGAUGCCUCUGCCAGGUUUCAGCCAGCGGCGGCGGGAACUAGGAGCGCUCCCUGACCUCACCGGGCAGCGCGGGCCGAGCGCACCGGCCGCCUCGGGCGCCCGGGCGGGGCGCGCCCCAGGUCCCAGGCCGGCGCGAGGAGCCAGGCCUCGGCUCCGGGGCCCCAGGACCCUUGUCUUCGUCGUCUUCGGUGUCCUGCUGCCGGUCCCAGCUGCCUCCGCCAUGGUAACCCAGCAAGACAAGUGUCCACCAGGAUCCCGCGUAUCAGAAGACAAUAAAAAUUGUACAUUGUGUACAAAUGGAGUAGAUUUUACCAGUCACCGGAAUUCGGUCUCUUCCUGCUUACCAUGCUCUACAUGUAAAUCAGAUGAAGAACAGAUCGCCCCCUGCACCAGGACUGAGAACACACGGUGCCAGUGCAAACGUGGCACUUUCCACGGAGAAGAUUCUCCCGAGGUCUGCCAGAAGUGCAGCACCAGGUGCCCUGAUGGGAUGGUUGAGGCCAGUCCCUGUACCGCCUGGAGUGACCUCAAGUGUGUCCACCAAGAAUCAGGCAAUCCGUGGCUGGUGAUGGGGAUUGUAGUCGGGGCAGUGGGUGUUGUCCUGCUGCUGGUGGUCACUGCAUAUUAUUACAGGAAGCAAGUCCUUCAAGGUUGUGGAGUGGACGCCAAGUGCAUGAACAGAGUCUUUUUCUGGCGCUCAUGUCCCCCAAGAGGGCCUGGGGCUCUGGACAAUGCCUAUAACGAGAUCCUGAACAACAGAGGAUCGCCGUCCACCUUGGCCUCAGAGCAGGAACUAGAAGGCCAGGAGCUGAAAGGUGUCAGUACACAGUCCCCAGGGGAAGCAGAGCGUCUGCUGGGACCUGCAGGAGCUGAAGGCUCUCAGAUGAGAAGGAGGCUGCUGGUUCCAGCAAACGGCGCAGACCCCACGGAAAGCCUGAGGCUGUUCUUCAACUACUUUCCACGCAUUGUGUCCAUUAAUUCCUGGAACAUGUUAAUGCGGCAGAUGGGUCUCACGGACAACGAGAUCCACGUGUCCAGAGCUCGAGCCUUAGACCCGGGGGAUGCCUUGUAUGAAAUGCUGGUGACCUGGCUCGACAAAACUGGGCGGGGUGCCUCAGUCAACACCCUGCUGGAUGCCUUGGAAACGCUGGGGGAAAGAUAUGCGAAGGAGACAAUUCAAGAUCACCUGGUGGGCUCUGGAAAGUUCGUCUAUGAGGAAGGUGGGGCAGGCUCCGCUGUGUCCUGAGUGUUUUAGGACCUCAUCCUUUGCACUUCUUUAUCCUAAUAGACUUGCACUUUUUACUUGAAUUUGUUUUACUGUAAGACAUGUCAUGUUGGUAUGUGUGCGUUUAAUUAUGUGUAACUAUUGCUUAACACUAUAUGAUGUACAUUUUUCUACAUUUAUAUUUUUCUAUAUUUAUAUGAACAUGGAAAAGAUUUUGGAAAUGUACUCACUUGGUUGUUUACAUGGGUUGCCUGGAUGAGAGCUGGCAAUCAAAAACAAGUAGAAAUAAAAAAGGAGAAGGAGGAAAAAUCCCUACCUCUGUGGGGCUCUGGUGGAUUCCAGUUCUCCCUCAUAUGUACUUUGAGCUUGUCCAGGAUUGGAAGACCGGCAACUUCUAAAGUGCCCCUUUUCAACGCAUAGUUUCAUAGGUGUGUGAAUGUUUAUAGUAUUUAUAGGCAGAUGUUGAUGAGUGAGGAGAAGUGGUAUCACAUGCAGCCCCGUGUCUGGGUGUCUCUGAACUGGGCAGUCAUGUGUGGGCCUCCUGCUCCUCAUCUAUGGGUGUGGGUGGGGUUAGAUCUGAGGUGGCAAAUAGGUUCUGUGUCAUCUGCCAUUUCAGGUCAUG
Molecule: messenger RNA, 1923 nt
Organism: Diceros bicornis minor
Lineage: Eukaryota; Metazoa; Chordata; Mammalia; Perissodactyla; Rhinocerotidae
Product: tumor necrosis factor receptor superfamily member 10A-like
Exons: 10
Coding region: 78-1322 (414 amino acids)
Biological process (GO): TRAIL-activated apoptotic signaling pathway; positive regulation of apoptotic process
Cellular component (GO): plasma membrane; cell surface
Molecular function (GO): TRAIL binding
Source: RefSeq, a predicted model, not a curated record